Molecule: messenger RNA, 1856 nt
Organism: Halichondria panicea
Lineage: Eukaryota; Metazoa; Porifera; Demospongiae; Suberitida; Halichondriidae
Product: TNF receptor-associated factor 2-like
Exons: 6
Coding region: 299-1666 (455 amino acids)
Biological process (GO): tumor necrosis factor-mediated signaling pathway; protein K63-linked ubiquitination; regulation of apoptotic process
Molecular function (GO): zinc ion binding; protein binding
Source: RefSeq, a predicted model, not a curated record
UUUUUGUUUUGUAUGAUGAAAAAAUUGGGGGGCCAUUUAAAAUGAUAUGAAUACCAUUAUCAUUAAUUUAUCAUUGCCUCAUUUCCACUUUCUAUUUUAAGAAUAGUGCCAACAAUGCAUAGCCAAGUUCAACCGGCCAAGCUAGAUAAGCUAGAUAAGCUGGCCUAUCUAGCUAUAUAUAGCUAUAAAAGGUUAUUCUGCUACAGAGUGAGUAGCUACAUAACAAGAAGAACUUCUACACCUCUGAAUCUCUACAACACCGACAGCUUGUAACUGAUCAAGGGCUACUGCUGCUUUAAUGAGUAGAUCCAUGUCUACACUAGUGUGUGUAAGCUGCCAAGAGUAUGCUUUCCACGAUCCCUACCAGUGUGAUUGUGGAGACAGACUUUGCAGCAAGUGUUACACCGGCUAUGCUGAGAGUGGCCACAAGAAAUUUAUUUGCUCAUCCUGUGAUGAAGAGAACAUUGUGACCAACUGUUUCCGAGACAAGGCAGUGGAGUACGAGCUUCGGAACACCACCCUCAAGUGCCUGAACCAGUCCUGUCCCUGGGAGGGGGAGAGCAGGUUCUAUCAGGAGCAUAAGAAGUCAUGCAAGUUUGGAGCAGUACAGUGCCCCAACUUGAUAUACGGCUGUAAAGAGGAACUGAUUAGGAGUCAAUUACAGAACCACCUCAAUAAAUGCAACUUCAACCCCAUAACUUGUCGAUGGUGUGGACAACACACCCUCAAUGAAGACAUUCACGUUCAAAAAGAGUGUGAGAUGGCACUAGACUACUGCCCCAAUGGGUGUGGGGAGAGGUUACCUAGGAGAGAGAUCUUUACCCACUCCCCACAGAUGCUCAAGCAUACUAGGACAGUAUGCACUCACCAAGUAAGAGAAUGCGACUACAAGGACUUGGGGUGCACUUACAAGGGUACCAUCAAGGACCUAACGAAGCAUGCAAAGGAGUACCCUGCAUAUCACAACCAACUACUAAAAAUGGCUAACAAAGAAAUGAAGCAAUCUCUUGACCACCAAAUUGCCUUGAUAGACAACAAAACAGAUGACCUGAAAUCUGAAAUUAGCAAAAUUCGAUCUGAGGUGCAGUCACGACUGCAACCAGUAACAGAUGCUGUGGUAAAAGCUGAGUCAGCAAUUAUCCGACUACAAGAUGGACUCAGUGAGGUAUCUCUGCUAUUGCAAACACUUCAAGCAGCCAGUUACGAUGGAACAUUCAUUUGGAAGAUCCCCGAAGUAUUGCGAAGAAGAAACGAAGCUAGAACUGGGAAAACUGUAUCUCUGUAUUCUGCUCCAUUCUAUACGAGUCGUCAUGGAUACAAGCUCUGCCUGAGACUCUACAUGAAUGGCGAUGGUACUGGGAAGGGCACUCACUUGUCGUUCUUUAUCACCCUAAUACGAGGGGAGUACGACGCCCUCCUCCCCUGGCCAUUCAUACAGGCAGUCACUCUGACCCUGGUGGACCAGAACAAGCAGCGGGACAUUGUCCAGUCGUUCCGUCCUGAACCAACCUCCUCGUCAUUCCAGAGACCAUGCAAUGAGAUGAACGUUGCCUCAGGCUGUCCCACAUUCGCCCUCGUCUCCGUCCUUGACAACGUCUCCUACGUCAAGGACGAUACCUUGUUCCUUAAAUGCAAAGUCAACACCACUGGUCUGACCAAUGAAUGACAAAACUGUCUCUGAGUACUUGACACCAUCAUUUAUUUUAUUCGUUAAUUUUUGUGUGCUGAUCGAGUACUCCUCUUCAUGUAUAUUCAAACCAAAUUUGUUAAUUAUUUAUUUAUAUGCCAUGUUCAUUAUAGUUAUUCAAGCAACUUAAAUAGUUUAUGUUUGUGCUAUAUAAGUCUGGAUUUAAACG